GUUCGCGUCAGUUAGCCUCCGCGCUCGUGGAAGUUGGUUGUGUGCGACUUCUUACUUCUCGUCGGAUUCAACUGUCGAAACAAGUUAAACUGUAUGCGAUCUUAUAAGAACUUUAUUUUAUAAUUAAAUCAUCGCGAUGGACUUACAAAUAUCGUCCGCCUCACGUCAUAUUGUAUUUUUUUCAUAAUGUUAGAAACUUUUGAAGUGAAGUAGUGUGUUUUAUCUUUGCGAACGUUACGCAGGUGUAACAAAAACUUUGUGUAUUGUUUUGUCAAGAGACGUUAACUGUUGAAGAGUCAGAAUUUUGAAUUUGACUCUUCUCUUGUUUUUGUUGUAAAACUGUAACGUGUUGAAAAGAGACAAAAUGAGGUCCUCUCGUGGAAGGACGACAGGUGUGGCGGCGCUCGCGCUUAUGUUGGCAGCUCUAACAGGAUGUUCAGCUCAGAACCUGAGGAUAUACCCGAUGCAGAAGCAGCAAACGGUGGCUGUUGGGAAGUCUGUGGUGCUAACGUGCCAGGCUGAUGCGUCGGACCCCGCCCUAGUGUCACAACCGCACUGGAGGGAUCCUAAAGGCCAAAUUAUUAAUGAGGCUGCGUCUGGCACGCGACCCGAAAUCUACACCGAGCCAAUGCCCGCGAAACAACUUCAGCUAUUAUACAUAUCGUCAAUCACGCCGGCGAUGGCAGGCAAUUACACUUGUGAAGCAACCUUCACCAACAUGCCGCUUAGUGCUAGCGUUGUUCUGGACACUUUUGUGGCAAUUACAUGGACAAAUGCGAAUGAAAAUCAGUAUGCGACGAAAGGAAAAGACUUUAAAGUAAUGUGCGAAGUGACUGCCGAGCCCGCACCUUCAGUGGAUUGGUUUAAGGAAGGCACUCCCAUUUUGACUGGUGAUCGAUACGUCAUUGAUGUCAACGGUCUAUUAAUUAAAAGUAUUGAGGAAAGCGAUGACGGAACAUAUACAUGCAGGGCUGUUGUCAUUCAAACUGGAGAACUAGCUGAAAGGAAUAUUAAACUCGAGGUAUACACAGCUCCAGAAAUGGAAGAAAGAGAAACAAGAGUGGUCAUUAAAGAAGGAGAGUCUGCGUCAAUCACCUGCAAAGCAAGAGGAAAGCCACCACCAACGUAUUCUUGGAUCAAAGCUUCAACACGAGAGAAUUUGGGAACUGCCUCUCGGUUCAGCGUGAACGAAAUUAAAGGUCUACUUACAUUUGAUCGCGUAGAGGCUGGUGACUACGGCAAAUAUAUUUGCAGUGCUGUCAAUCAGGCGGGUCAUAACGAGACGGAAAUCGAAGUAGAGGUUUUAGUUCCACCAAAAAUAUUUGAACUAUAUAACACAACGGCUGCCGAGAAAACCGAGGGCAGAUUAGAAUGUAAAGCCUCAGGUAGACCUGCACCAAGGAUUAGCUUUAGGAAAUUGAGCAGCUCUGAGCGGCUUCUAAACGGUCCUAAUGAUGAUGGAAGGAUCAUAAUUGAAACCAGUAAUCGCCAAACGGGUGACCAGAUGCAGUCAAGUGCGGUGAUUACUAUUACGUCUUUGAAUAGAACGGACGAUGGCUUAUAUGAAUGCGUCGCUGAAAACGAAGGUGGUGAAGCAAGAAAGAACGGACAUUUAACUGUUCAAUUUAAGCCAACAUUUGAACAUAUGACGAAUGUACCGAUAUGGAGUUGGAAUUCACAACCUGUGAACAUCAGUUGCAUCGCCGAAAGUAUUCCCAACGCAACUAUUAAAUGGAAGUUCCACGAUGUCGAUCUAAUCGAGUCUCCACAAGUGAGAAUAUACGGAUCGGGACCCAUUAGCUACGUGACAGUCACGCCCACCGAUAGAAGUCUUUACGGCGUUUACAAAUGUAUAGCGACCAACACAUUGGGAGAGGCCGAACAUAUCAACCAAUUAAGAGAAGCUUUCCCUCCAGGCACUGUUACUCAAGCUAAACAAGAGACUAUCACAGCCACUUCCGUAUCAUUCAGCAUAGUUGGGCCACCCGAAGAGAUGGGCCCUCCGAUCCUCGCAUACACAACUCAAUACAAGGAAAACGGCAACUACGAUUGGAAUUUAGCUAUGAAUAGAACGUGGUCUGCUAACUCCCCUUACAUCGUUGAGAACUUGAGACCUAUGUACUCCUAUGACUUUAGAUUUGCGGCAGUAAAUCGAGUUGGCGUUGGAAGUUGGGGCGCUCCAAUCACUGUUAUUAUGCCUAGGAGGUCUCCUCCAGAACAACCUAAGUGGAGAGAAGCAGUGAGUUCUGAAUCGCUGAUUCAUGGAAAGUUUGCCGAUAGAUACGAAUUGCAAUGGAAAGUGCCGGCUCACAACGGUGAACCGAUCGAUAUGUAUGAAAUAAGCUAUUGUCCAGUCAUGAAAGUUAGCGGCGAAUGGCGCAUAUCAGGAGAAUCGGAUUGUUUGACGGAAGAGCUAAAGUCAUACGAAGCUAUUAACUACGAAGUCCGAGGUCUUCAGCCAGACACUAGAUACAGAAUGCACGUCAGAGCUCACAAUAUACUGGGCUACUCCUUGCCAGCCCAGCUCUACGUACAGACGGCCCUCGGUGUUGAACGGUCAGGAUUUGCACCACCUCAACUGCUUUCAAGUGGAGCCAUAGUAGGGAUAGCGCUGGCCGGUGUCCUGAUCUGCCUUCUCAUAGUGGAUCUCCUCCUCUUCUGCUUCCGAAGGCAAGGUGUCAUUGCAACGAUCUGUGGUAAACGCGUUAAGACACACAAGGAUGACGAAACAAAAUUAGGAAGUCUGUACGGUUGGCGCUUCCCGCUCCCUUAUUGCAGCACGAAGCCGCGAGCCCCGCCCUCCCCCGCGCCGCUGCCGCCUCCGGUCAAGCUCGUGCCGACACCAACGGAUGAAAAGGAGCCGCUGAAGGAGACAGGCGAUGAUGCUAUCAAAAGGAAUUCUUCGGUAGAGUUUGACGGCCGCAGAGUUUACGCUACCAGUGGAGGACCUAUUAUUGGGAAAAACUCGGCGGUUUAAAAAGAAAAUUACUAUUCGUCAAUGGGUAGCUAUUUUGUUGUACUAAAUCAAAUAUUUCCAGCGCUUAGAGCGUAAAACUUGCCUGAAAUUGAACACAAUUUUGUACUUUACACAAUUGCACUGUGAGUUCGUAUCUUUCUUAACUUAAGCUUAUUAUACUACUUACGUAUUCGUGCGUUUUGACAAGACGCAAUACAAUAUUAAUAUAUUUGAGAUGCGUUAAAGAUAAAAUUUGUUUUUGAUAUUGGUACAACAUUAUGGUUUGGAUAUGCACUUAUUGUUAGCGAGAUGCUUGUGUAUUUGUGAUGAGCGCGACCAGUAUUUAUAACUGCCAAAAGACGAAUUAUUGUAUUUGUCGUGAAAGCUUUUUGAUUAUGUUACAACUAUGAGAUUAGGCACUGACAUAUGAUCAUCCUAGGAGGAUAUUUUUCUACUUUUAAUACUCUAACACGUAAUAAACAGAUUUAGACACGAUUUUAUAUAAUUAUUUUGUACUUAUUAAAUCGCUUCAAAGGUACAAAAUGAGCCUUUUAGGGUAUUGUACCUACAUAAGGUUAUUAUAAGAUCGGUUCAUAUGUAAAUAAUUAUAAGUCUUAGAACGUAAGUUUUUUUUAAAUGUUUGGCUAUGCUGAAAUAUGUAAUCUUUAUACCAGUGAUCUUUUAUAAUUUAUUUAAUCCCUAGAGGGUUAAUCACAAUAUAUAUUUAUAAGUCAUGCAUUUAAUGUACUUUAAGAUGUGUAAAUAUUUAGUAAUAGUGUUAUGUAAAUAUUAUGUAUACACACACCGUUAAAUCUUUAAUUUUUCAAUAGGAUCGUCUCCCAAUUAUCUUAGAUAUAGAAAUGGGUAUUAAUUGUCUUAAACAUGUUUUGUUAAGUAAGUAUUUUUAAUGUCACUUUUCAUUCUUCAUAUAAAUAGGACGAAUUAAUUUUAAACUCACCAUAAUGUUAAUAAAAUCUUAGUUAUAAAAUUGCUCUCUUUUACAUAAAUCAGUAGACUUAAAAGUAUUAUUCUAAGUUUUAGUAUCUGGCGCGCUUUAGCUGUGGUAAUCAUUUCUGAAGUAACGCGAAAAGCAAGUUCAAUGACACUUGGUAACAGAAGUAUAUAAUCACAUAUAUAAGUGGCGUAAAGUAUUUUUUCAAUUUUGGUAUUUAAUCAUUUUGACAUUGAAGGAUUUUUACAAGAAAUCA
Molecule: messenger RNA, 4164 nt
Organism: Pieris napi
Lineage: Eukaryota; Metazoa; Arthropoda; Insecta; Lepidoptera; Pieridae
Gene: Fas2
Product: fasciclin-2-like
Exons: 16
Coding region: 365-2977 (870 amino acids)
Biological process (GO): homophilic cell-cell adhesion
Cellular component (GO): plasma membrane; neuron projection
Molecular function (GO): protein binding
Source: RefSeq, a predicted model, not a curated record